Messenger RNA from Saccharomyces kudriavzevii IFO 1802, 4434 nucleotides. It is a transcript of the gene YOR1, whose product is annotated as ATP-binding cassette transporter YOR1. Gene Ontology annotation, molecular function: ATP binding; ABC-type xenobiotic transporter activity; ATP hydrolysis activity. The transcript has a single exon. Bases 1 to 4434 code for a protein of 1477 amino acids. NCBI's taxonomy places the organism in Eukaryota, Fungi, Ascomycota, Saccharomycetes, Saccharomycetales, Saccharomycetaceae. Gene Ontology annotation, cellular component: plasma membrane. The record is from RefSeq and is a predicted model, not a curated record. Gene Ontology annotation, biological process: transmembrane transport.
AUGACUGCCAUCAUGGAGGACCAAGUCCCGGAGGAGGGACAAGACGAUAAAGGAGAGAACAUAAUAUUGUCUCCCAAGGGCUCCGCCUCUUCGGACAUAAGCACAGAACUUGAUAAAGAUUCCUCAUCUUCCUGGGAUGACAAAUCACUACUGCCCACGGGCGAAUACAUUGUAGAUAAAAAUAAGCCGCAAACGUAUUUGAACUGUGAUGAUAUUGAAAAAGUGACCGAGUCUGACAUUUUCCCUCAAAAACGUCUGUUCUCAUUUUUACACUCCAAAAGCAUGCCUGAAGUACCGCAAACAGAUGACGAAAGGAAAAUGUAUCCUAUGUUUCAUACAAAUAUCAUCUCCAAUAUUUUUUUUUGGUGGGUUCUACCGAUUCUGCGAGUUGGUUAUAAAAGAACGAUUCAACCAAACGAUCUUUUCAAGAUGGACCCAAGAAUGUCUAUAGAGACCCUCUAUGAUGAUUUUGAAAAGAAUAUGAUGUACUAUUUUGAGAAAACGAGAAGAAAAUAUCGGAAAAAGCAUCCGGAAGCGACAGAGGAAGAGGUCAUGGAAAAUGCAAAACUGCCCAGAAAUACAGUUUUUAAAGCUCUAUUGUUCACAUUCAAAAAGCAGUACUCGAUCUCAGUACUGUUCGCCGUCCUGGCUAACUGUACAUCCGGGUUCAACCCAAUGAUCACCAAGAGACUAAUCGAAUUUGUUGAAGAAAAGGCCAUUUUUCACAAUAUGCACGUUAACAAAGGUAUUGGUUAUGCUAUCGGCUCAUGUUUGAUGAUGUUUGUUAACGGAUUAACCUUUAACCAUUUCUUUCAUACUUCUCAAUUGACCGGUGUGCAGGCCAAGUCUAUUCUUACAAAAGCCGCUAUGAAAAAAAUGUUUAACGCUUCUAAUUACGCAAGGCAUUGUUUCCCGAAUGGUAAGGUGACCUCAUUCAUAACAACUGAUCUAGCCAGAGUGGAAUUUGCUUUAUCUUUCCAACCAUUUCUGGCUGGGUUUCCUGCGAUCUUGGCUAUCUGUAUUGUCUUAUUGAUUGUCAAUUUAGGCCCCAUUGCAUUGGUCGGGAUUGGUAUCUUCUUCGGCGGGUUCAUGAUUUCUCUGUUUGCCUUUAAAUUGAUUCUGGGCUUUAGAAUCGCCGCAAAUGUGUUCACUGACGCAAGGGUUACUAUGAUGAGAGAAGUGUUGAAUAAUAUCAAAAUGAUCAAAUAUUAUACAUGGGAAGAUGCCUACGAGAAUAAUAUUCAAGAUAUCAGAAGCAAGGAAAUUUCCAAAGUGAGGAAAAUGCAAUUAUCAAGAAAUUUUUUAAUCGCAAUGGCUUUGUCUUUGCCCAGUAUUGCUUCGUUGGUCACCUUUCUAGCAAUGUACAAAGUCAAUAAUGGCGGCAGACAGCCUGGUAAUAUAUUUGCCUCUUUGUCAUUGUUUCAAGUUUUGAGUUUACAAAUGUUCUUCUUACCUAUUGCUAUCGGUACCGGUAUUGACAUGAUCAUCGGGCUGGGUCGUCUGCAAAGCUUGUUGGAAGCUCCAGAAGAUGAUCCAAACCAACUGAUCGAAAUGAAACCAUCCGCCGAUUUUGAUCCAAAAUUAGCCCUGAAGAUGACGCAUUGUUCAUUUGAAUGGGAAGACUAUGAAUUAAAUGAUGCUAUUGAGGAAGCUAAAGAUGAAGCUGAAAAUGAAGGUAAGAAAAACAAAAAAAAACGCAAGGAUACGUGGGGUAAACCAACUUCAAGCAACAAUAAAGCAAAAAGAUUGGACAGUAUGUUAAAAGAUAGAGAUGGUCCAGAAGAUUUAGAGAAGACUUCAUUUAGAGGUUUCAAGGAUUUAAAUUUUGAAAUUAAGAAGGGUGAAUUUAUCAUGAUCACUGGUCCUAUUGGUACUGGUAAAUCCUCGUUGUUAAAUGCAAUGGCAGGUUCAAUGAGAAAGACCGACGGUAAAAUAGAAGUCAACGGCGACUUGUUAAUGUGUGGUUACCCAUGGAUUCAAAAUGCCCCCGUAAGGGAUAACAUCAUAUUUGGUUCGCCAUUUAUUAAGGAAAAAUACAACGAAGUCAUUCGUGUCUGCUCUUUGAAAGCUGACCUGGAUAUUUUACCAGCUGGUGAUAUGACUGAAAUUGGUGAACGUGGUAUUACCUUGUCCGGUGGUCAGAAGGCGCGUAUAAAUUUGGCCAGAUCUGUUUACAAGCGGAAAGAGAUAUACUUAUUCGAUGAUGUCUUAAGCGCUGUGGAUUCGCGUGUUGGUAAACACAUUAUGGACGAGUGUCUCACGGGAAUGCUUGCUAAUAAAACAAGAAUUUUGGCUACACAUCAAUUGUCAUUGAUUGAAAGAGCUUCUAGGGUCAUUGUCCUAGGUACUGAUGGUCAAGUCGACAUAGGUACUGUCGACGAGUUGAAAGCCCGUAACCAAACUCUAAUAAAACUAUUGCAGUUCUCUUCCCAAAAUUCCAAAGAGGAAGAGGAUGUCCCAGAAGAGGGCAUAAUCAAUGAAUUGGGAGGUUUGAAAUAUGAAGGUGAGAUUGAGGAACUGACUGAGUUGAAAAAAAAAACCACUCAAAUGUCACAAACUACAGACACUGCUCAACCCGUAGUGAAUGGCCAUACCAGCACAAAAGAGGAAAGAGCGGUCAACAGUAUCGGUGUGAACGUUUACAAAGAAUAUAUUAAAGUUGCGGUAGGCCGUUGGGGUUUCGUUACACUUCCACUUUAUUUUGUUCUAGUAGUUGGUACCACAUUUUGUUCACUCUUUUCUUCUGUUUGGUUAUCCUAUUGGACAGAGAAUAAAUUCAAGAACAGGCCGCCUAGUUUUUACAUGGGUCUUUACUCCUUCUUCGUUUUUGCUGCCUUCAUUUUCAUGAAUGGUCAGUAUACAAUUCUUUGCGUUAUGGGUAUUAUGGCAUCCAAAUGGCUAAAUCUAAAGGCAGUGAAAAGAAUCUUGCACACACCAAUGUCAUAUAUAGACACUACCCCUUUGGGGCGAAUUUUGAACAGAUUCACGAAAGAUACUGACAGCUUAGAUAAUGAAUUAACUGAAAGUUUACGUUUAUUGACGUCCCAAUUCGCAAAUAUCGUAGGUGUGUGUGUCAUGUGCAUUGUUUAUUUACCAUGGUUCGCUAUUGCCAUCCCCUUUCUUUUGGUUAUUUUUGUUUUGAUUGCCGAUCAUUAUCAAAGCUCUGGUAGAGAAAUCAAGAGGCUUGAAGCCGUUCAACGGUCUUUCGUUUACAACAACCUGAAUGAAGUCCUAGGUGGGAUGGAUACAAUUAAAGCUUACCGAAGUCAAGAACGAUUUUUGGCAAAAUCAGACUUCUUAAUUAAUAAAAUGAAUGAGGCAGGUUAUCUUGUUGUUGUCCUACAAAGAUGGGUAGGUGUUUUCCUUGAUAUGGUUGCUAUUGUAUUUGCGCUAAUCGUCACAUUGUUAUGCGUUACGAGGGCCUUCCCUAUUUCAGCAGCCUCCGUUGGUGUUUUGUUGACAUAUGUCUUACAAUUGCCUGGUUUAUUAAAUACAAUUUUGAGGGCAAUGACGCAAACCGAAAAUGAUAUGAAUAGUGCCGAAAGAUUGGUCUCGUAUGCUACUGAGUUACCCUUAGAAGCAGACUAUAGGAAGCCAGAAAUGACCCCUCCCGAAUCAUGGCCCUCGAAGGGUGAAAUUGUUUUAGAAAACGUCUGCUUUUCUUAUAGGCCUGGUUUGCCAGUUGUCCUGAAAAACCUUAACUUGAACAUUGAAAGUGGAGAAAAAAUUGGUAUCUGUGGUCGUACGGGUGCCGGUAAGUCUACUAUCAUGAGCGCUUUGUACAGGUUAAAUGAAUUAUCAGCUGGUAAGAUCUUAAUUGAUGAUGUUGACAUAAGUAAAUUAGGACUUUUUGAUUUAAGAAGAAAAUUGGCCAUUAUCCCACAAGACCCCGUAUUGUUUAGAGGUACAAUUCGAAAGAACUUGGAUCCAUUUGAUGAACGUACGGAUGAUGAGUUAUGGGAUGCAUUAGUAAGAGGUGGCGCCAUUGCCAAGAAUGAUCUAUCGGAAGCCAAGUUACAAAAACCUGAUAAAAAUGGUACGCACGGUAGAAUGCACAAAUUCCACUUAGAUCAAGCAGUCGAAGAAGAAGGCUCUAAUUUCUCAUUGGGAGAGAGGCAAUUAUUAGCAUUAACAAGAGCUUUGGUUCGGCAAUCAAAAAUAUUAAUCCUGGAUGAAGCUACAUCCUCAGUGGAUUACGAGACAGAUGGUAAAAUUCAAGCACGUAUUGUUGAGGAAUUUGGAGACUGUACAAUUUUGUGUAUCGCUCACAGAUUACAGACUAUUGUAAAUUACGAUCGUAUUCUUGUUCUAGAAAAGGGAGAAGUUGCAGAAUUUGAUACCCCAUGGACAUUGUUUACUCAAGAGAAUAGUAUUUUCAGGAACAUGUGUUCAAGAUCUGGUAUUGUGGAGAAGGACUUCGAGAACAGAAUUUAA